Molecule: messenger RNA, 611 nt
Organism: Eurypyga helias (sunbittern)
Lineage: Eukaryota; Metazoa; Chordata; Aves; Eurypygiformes; Eurypygidae
Product: DNA helicase MCM8-like
Exons: 5
Biological process (GO): double-strand break repair via homologous recombination
Cellular component (GO): MCM complex; nucleus
Molecular function (GO): single-stranded DNA helicase activity; ATP binding; single-stranded DNA binding
Source: RefSeq, a predicted model, not a curated record
UAAGAUCUCAACUAGUUCAGUCAACAUUGGACCAGUUUAUUCCCUAUAAGGGCUGGAAACUUUAUUUCUCUGAAGCUUAUAUGGACAAGUCCCCUUUUGUCCAGAAGACUCGAGCUUUUGAAGAGUUUUUCGUGAAACGCAUUGACCUUUAUGAUAAGGAUGAAAUAGAAAGAAAAGGAAGCAUCCUUGUGGAUUAUAAGGAAAUGAUACAAGACAGAGAACUAACUAAAUCAAUACAAGAUAUAUCUACUGAAUUAAGGGAUAUGCCUCAGAAAAUACUGCAAUGUAUGGGUCUGGCAAUUCAUCAGGUGUUAACAAAGGACCUGGAAAGGCAUGCCGCAGAGCUACAGGUGCAGGAAGGAUUACCACUUGACGGAGACCCUAUAAUAAACGUGCCUCUCAUUCAUGCUAGGGUGUACAACUACGAGCCACUGACUCAGCUGAAAAAUGUUCGGGCCAACUGCUACGGAAAAUACAUCGCCCUGCGUGGUACUGUUGUGCGUGUCAGUAACAUUAAGCCUCUCUGCACUAAGCUAGCUUUUGUAUGUUGUGCAUGUGGAGAUGUUCAAAGCGUUCCUCUGCCGGAUGGAAAGUACACUGUUCCAACUAAG